AACAACCGACGUUUGACGUCAUGCACGUCAAAGAAACUCCGUUGAUGAUAACAACAAGCUCACUUGGAGACUACCGUCCUUACAAUGGAGGUGAUGGCGCAAGUCGCCUGGACAAAGCGUUAUUUAUGAUGAAUAAUUGCGUCCAGCUGUUGGAAAAAGCUGAGAAUUUGAAGAAAGAGUUGACACAUACAAGAAGAAAUGGGUUGAAUGGUGACGGGGAAUCAACUUCUAACCGAGCUGCAUUACAGGAUUUAUACCGACAACUACUUAUAACUAAUUUGGAAUAUGCUCUGGAUAAAAAGAUUGAACAGGAAUUAUGGAACAUUGUGUUCAAAAAUCACAUCACAGCACUUCAGCAACAGACAAAAGACAAAGCAAAUCCUAAAAGAACAGAAAUUCAGAACCAGUUAACAGUUUUUCUUGAUGCAUCUAGUGGUUUUUAUGCCUUAUUACUUCAAGAUCUUUGUCAUGUUUUCAAAAUCAAUUUACCAUGUAGGGUUCGAGCAUCAAAAUUGUCACUUUUGAGAGAUUCAGACAAUAUAAAGCGCAGUUCAAUUACUCAACCAGAGAGACCUUCAUGUCAAUACAUGUGCCAACAUUGUCUGGUUCAUUUGGGAGAUAUCGCACGAUACAGGAACCAAAAUGGACAGGCAGAGUCAUAUUAUCGACAUGCAGCCCAAUUGGUUCCUAGCAAUGGGCAACCAUACAAUCAACUUGCCAUACUUGCGGCAGCUGGAGGUGAUAUAUUGAGCACUGCUUUUUAUUAUUGUCGAAGUCUUGCUGUGAAAUGCCCUUUUCCUGGAUCCGAAACUAACUUGAAACGUCAGCUUAGCAAAAUUAUUGAUGGUGAAGAACCUCGACAUCAAAAAAUUUCCACCAGUGAAUUAGUCAAGUUUUACCUCAAAUUUCAUGCUUGUAUAUACUUAAGAAAAUAUGACACAAAACUUGAAGGCAUGGUGAAGAGAUUACUUGGAUAUAUGAGGGCACAUCUGCGAACUGGAUCCUUGUCGAGAAAACAACUUGUUCACAUGGCUUUUCUUAACCUAUUUUCUUUGAAUCACCUCUUGCCAGCAAAUAACCUUUCAGAGUCUGGUGGAAAACUAGAGGGUAAUGCAGCACAAGAGAAUGGUAUGGCUGAUGAUGAUGAUAGCGGAGCUCCUUGGAAUAUUCUUGUAUCCUUCACUGUGCGAAUGCUUGGUGCUCUACUGUCUUGUGUUCCUGCUUAUAGUGAUGACAGUGAAGAUUUGGAACAUCCUGCAUUACCAGCUACUAAACUUGUUCUUGACUGGUUGUGUGAUAAUAUAUCAGUGUUACAAAAUACAGAAGCAACUCUGUAUGGAAGUGUCUGGCAAAGAUUUGCGAAAGUACUGAAUGCACUUGGAAAUCAAGAUAAAGCCAAUAAUAUGGACAAUCGACCAUUACCUGAGGAUCUUGAGGUGCGAGGUUUUGUUGGACUCCGACAAUCGCUCUCGAAAUUAGAUUUUAUCGGUGGUUAUGAAAGUGUUGUAGCAGAAGAAAUACAACAUCCUUGUCGCUGUUUCAGGUUGUAUCAACUUGGUUUGACAAUAUCUAGAUCUUCAGAGUCAUUGCUUGAAACAUCAGAAGAAAGUGAUGGAACUGUUUUUUCAUGUUCGUUAUCAGAUGAUAAUCCUUCAGAAACGGAAGAUGAGGAAUUAUUAGCGGCACUUGAAAAAUCUGAAAGUAUUCAGCCAACCAAGAUGUCAGACUCAAACAAACCACCCAGAUUACAAAAAGAUAACGAUUCUGGCACAACAUCGAUACUAAGUUCUGGUGAUCGGUCAUCUGGCAACAAGAAACUUAAUGGUGAAGCAAAGAAAGACAGACCAAGAUCAGUUAUUAAAGUCGCUGCUGAUAAUACGGUGGACUCAAAAUUAAAGUCUAUACAAGAAGAGGAUUCAUACCAUCAUGAUGACAAUGCAAGAAGUAGCACAGCAUCAUCAGUAGAUAGUACAUGCUCAUCACCUGGAAAUCAUGAUCCUCCAACCCAUCACCAGAAAUCGACACACCAUGUGACCUUUGCUCCCAUGCCGACCCGUCAUUCCGCAUCGCCUGAUCACGUUAGUAGCUACAAACGUCGUUCACCAAGCCCUGAUUUAUCUUCUCAAAGGAACAUGCCGUCCCCGGAUAGUGAAUAUGGGCCCGUCGCUGUACAGUACUCUACAGAUCCACGUUCCCACCAUCAAGUCCAAAGUGUGGUUUCACAUGGUCCAAUUCACCCACUCCAGGCAGGACCAGUCCCUAUUGGAGUAUAUCAGCAUAAUUACCCCUAUCCCGGUCGAGUCGUACAAGCCCCACCUCAUGUUCAAUACCCCGUUCAUGGCAUAACUCAACACAUCCCAGCACCAGGUGUCGCUGUCAGAACUGCACAGCUACACAGUGGACCCAACCCCCCACCGAACCCAGCUGAGUUACCGAAACCGCUCUUCCCUCCUCAGAGAAUGUCAUUCCCGCCGGAGUCUGCUUUUGCUCCUCACUCAAUUUCUGACGCACAGUCUCCAAACCUCAUCAUGUCUGGUAAUGUUGAAGAUCCAAUGAGCAUGUAUCAGUCUCGUACUAAUGAAGGUAGCUCAUCCAGCUUGGCACGUUUAGCCCAAUUACAACAACAACAAAUGGCACAUUUGGCAAAUCCAGCUACAGUAUUGAGAAUGCAACAGUCGAGACCAACAAAUCUCGGACUUGCAGCAAGGUUUCAAAACCAGCCGGGAAUACGUUUUCCACCCAAUGUACAGCAGAUGAAAGCCAAUCAGCAGAUCGAUGCAGGAAGAGUGAAAGAUUCUAAUCUUGAAGCUUUUUUGAAUCAUCAAAGAAAAGCUGCAUUACAACAACAACAGCAAAAAGCAGCUGCAAUGAAUCAAUAUGGAUUUCCUGAUGCUGCUCAGACAACAGCAGAAGCUAACUUUGCAGCUAUGGUUCAACAGCAAGGCAUGAAUCUCAACCGAAACCAAUAUUCUGGUCAGGAUUUAUCGAUGGCGUACCAGUACGGUCAAGCACCGCGAAAUAUUUUUGCUCUGAAUAUGGUUGGCCAGCCGCGAGGAUCUUCGCCUGUGGGAAGUAACAAUACGUCUUGCACUUCGUCGCCUACUCCUGGUGUGAUUACAUCCAACACAUCUCCGCAGGCAGGGAGUUUACCAACUCAGCGAGCUCCCACUGUUACUAGAUUUCAGAAUCAAGCUGAUGCCUACGAGGCUCGGGCUGGUACUGGAGCGAGUGUACUGUUGUCACAAAUGAUGGCACAAAAGCAGGGACAACAGCCAUACAUGAAAUCACCAACACAGCCGAAACCAUCUACUUUGUUUGCUAAAGAAAGAGAUUCUGAUAUAGGCCUAUUUCAUACAACAUCUGAUCCUGCCUCUGUUCCACCAGGCAGGACUGGUCCUAUCUUACCUUCUGAUAUUUUUGGAAUUUCUCCAAGCACAGGAGGCAUGUCUGGAUUUUCUGUUGGAUCAAUUGGUCAAUCUCCUGCAAAUUCAUCACCUAGUGAUUCGUUCCCACCUUAUCCUUUGUCUCAAGAAAGACAACAGAUCUUUGAUGAAAGUCUUGAUAUGUUGGAAGGAAGACCAUCAACAAGCGUAGGUCACAGUACAUCAAUAUCUCAUCAGCGGCCUAACGAUAAUCUGUCCAAAGCAACAACAGGUGGUCAGUCUGAACGAAGAAGACAGUUUCCCGGACUUUUUUCUAAAGAGGACGAUGAACCUUACAAGCUCUUUCCUGAUACUGAUUCGUCAUGGAGUUUAGGAAGAGACAAUAGAAAUGAUAACAGUUUGGGGUUAUCAAAUCUUGGAAGCAUUGGAAGCGAGCGUGCAAUGGCACAACAAAGUCAUUUACCCGCUCCGAUGGGUCGUCUGUUAUGGGGUGAAAAUCUAACCCCAUCGCAAGGUGUUGGGCAACAACAGCCCCAGAGAAUGCAACAACCAGGUAUCAGAGGAGAUAGCAGGUUUGGAUCAAGAGAUUAUCCGCCCUUCUGGUCCGGCCCUAUGAUGCCUUCAGGACCAUCAGCCUUGGAGCAAUUGAUCCGGCAACAGCAACAACAUGCCGGACAUGACAAGACCCCGCCUUGAAGAGACAGAGUGGUCUACCUUCCCUUGCACUCUUUUUGAGAGUGAAGUUGCUGGGAAGGUUUGAAAAAUCAAAUCAAUAUGUAAUCUUCUGCUUGCAAAGUGUGAAAAUCUCUCUCUAUGAAGAGACGUGUGUGUCAUCCAACAACAACAAUGAUAUAGUAAACAAAUUUGUUGUUUGUUGCUUGCUUUCUAAAAAAAAAACUAAAUCUUUAUGUGUGCGGUAGAAAAAAUAAUAUAAAAAAAACAGACAAUCUAUGAAAAGACCCAAGACAGCGUCAAAUUCGUACGGUGAGACGCAGUGUAGGCACCUUGUUCGUUAUGCUGGUGUACGGUGUACAUUGUAUAGUACAUAACAAAGCACGCUUGCUCACUCGCCGUUGUACCAAACGAUUGUACUGUAUAGUUUAUAUUACUUUGCUUUUUGCUACCCAUAGUAUUAAAAAUGCAUACGACUGAUUAUUACCAUUGCAACAUUGAAGAUUCUGAACAUCUUGCUCGAGUUUUUCAACAUUUGAACUGUAUAAAUAAAUAAGUUUAGACUUUCAACUGAUUUCUUUGCAGAAUUUACUUGUGAAUGGUUGUGGAGUGUACAUACUAUUGUCUCUAAUUUCGAUUCAAGAAGCAGUUAUGCUCCAAGAUAAAUUUGCUUUCAAAAGUAUGAUUCGGUGACUAAUUCUCUCUCUUGGCUUUUAUUUCAGAUAAUUAGGCCUGCUUAGUUUUAGUUACUAUUUGGCUAUAAAAUAAUUGUUGGUUAUGUUUUUUUUGAGUGUAAACCAUAUCUGUCUUUCCCCGAAAUACCCAAAAACUAAGUGAAGAAAUAUGAGCUUUAGGAUUUGUUUGUGAAACAUUUUCUCUUACUUUUGUUCAAUUGCCACUUGUAGUUGGUUGAUUUGCGUGUAUUAGCAUUUUAUGAUUUGAAAUUAAAAAAUAUAUACUUCUUGUUUUUGGCUGUUUCCAAAAGUUUUAUAAGGUAGUGGAGUAGUGUUUUCUAAAACUUGCUAGUUUCGGUUGCGUUCUUGUAGCGAAUGUUUGUUGAUCUCGCAUGGGACAAGGGUAAAAUGACGCUAUUCUUUGUUGUUUAUCCCUGUAUCAUGCUUGAUUAACUUGAGGGGAUUCCUUAAUUUUUUAUCCAAUAAACUUGUAUUUCAACACUAUCGGUACAAUUUUUAGUUCGUUAGCGAAGAAGUAGUAUGGCGUCGGUCACACUUUUUCCUAUGAUAUACAUGUAAGCUACAGACAUUUUACAAAGUACCGUGGUUGAUUCAUUCUUUCCUUCCACAAAUUUUAAUGUUAUUUUCCAAAAGUAUGAAAUAAAAUUCAAACAUUGAGUGUUA
Molecule: messenger RNA, 5413 nt
Organism: Styela clava
Lineage: Eukaryota; Metazoa; Chordata; Ascidiacea; Stolidobranchia; Styelidae
Source: RefSeq, a predicted model, not a curated record